Molecule: messenger RNA, 1198 nt
Organism: Cajanus cajan (pigeon pea)
Lineage: Eukaryota; Viridiplantae; Streptophyta; Magnoliopsida; Fabales; Fabaceae
Product: Reticulon family protein
Biological process (GO): response to bacterium
Source: RefSeq, a predicted model, not a curated record
AGUAACUGAAGAAACAAAAUACAAGUCAAGUCUUAAGCACAGUGGGUCUUGAAGUUUCUAAGCAUUUUCUCGUUCCAAAAAAUUGAAUCAAAUCCCCCAAUUUCUCUCUUCAAUUUUAGGGUUUCGCUUUGCUUCCCUUUCUCACUCUUAUUCGUCUCUAAAUUUGAUUCAAGGUUCAAUCUUUCAACUCUCCGCUUUGCGUUCUCCGCACGACAUAGUCAUUUAAGAAAUUCAUUUGGUUUUCCUCGGAUCUUUCUUCUAGAAACUGUCUGGGGUAUCUGCUUGGUAGGACUUCAUUUUUGGAGAGAUCAGUUAAUGUCUGAAUCAGACGCACAGCUUCCUACUGCCUUUGUUACUGAUGUUCUUUUGUGGAAGAGGUGGCAUGUUUCCUUGGGAGUCAUCAUUGUUGCAACAGUGGCCUGGAUCCUAUUUGAGUGGUCCAAUUUACCAUUUUUAACAAUUUGUUCAGAUGUCUUACUAAUUUUGAUCGUACUACUAUUUUUUCAUGCUAACUAUGCUUCCCUUCGAAAUAAACAACCACCAGCAUUACCUGAGCUAGUUGUUUCAGAGGAGAUGGUUAAUAAUGUAGCAGCUUCAUUUCGGGUCAAAAUCAAUAAUGUGCUUCUUAUAGCUCAUGAAAUCACUAUUGGAAAGGAUUUUAUAAUUUUUUUCAAGGUAGUGAUUUGUCUCUGGCUCCUGUCUGUCAUCGGCAGCAUCUUCUCCUUCUUUACACUUGCGUAUAUUGGAACCCUCAUGAUGAUUACUAUCCCUGCAUUGUACAAAAAAUACGGAGGUUAUGUAGAUAAAUGUUGUGGAGUUAUACAUCGCCAAUUUUCAAAGCAUUAUAGAAUAGUAGAUGAGAAUGUUUUCAGCAGACUGCCCCGAAAUAUAUCAAAGGACAAAGAGUCUUGAAAUUCAUGUUCUUAUGUUGUGUGUUUUAGAAUCUUACCAGCUUUUGCCUCAUGUAGGAGACAGGUUUGUAGUUUAGAUGUUGCUCAAGUCAACUGCGUGGUAACUAUUUUCAUUUUCCGGAUUUCGAAUAGAGAAAGGUUGCAAGCUUGUGUACCUAGCUAGUUUGAGGAUUUUGAUGUAGAAACUUUUAUUAUCAAUUGUUAAAAAUCUUGUGGAAAAUAUUAUAGAAGUUACACCGAAUGAUGACAAACACAGUUAGCAAUGUUUGAAUAUAUUCAUUAUAUUA